CGUCUCAGCAUUUUGGCCCGUCCGAUGGCUGCAGAAGAGCCUCCCGUGUACCAUCCAAGAGAAGCGAUGAAGCCCCAUGUGUGCACGCCGCUUCCCAGCCUUCCCCCUCAGCUGCCCUCCUCCAUCACAGCCGACGACAGUCACGCGCCGACAGACGGCGAUUCCGCAGCCCAGUCAACUUCACCCUGCCCGUCUUCUUCCUUGCCUUGCUGUCGGUCAACGCCAGCAUUCCCUACACACAGAGCAACGGGACGCACGUAUGCAUGUGGGAUCAGACGGUGCGGGCCGCAUUCAACGCCGCGUUGGCGGAGCUCAAGCAGCACGCCACCAAGAGCCUGAUGGACUACUGGAGAGAGGACGGCAACGCCCCGCACUAUGAGUUCCCUCUUGAUUGUGUGCCAGAUCCAUCGGCAUUCCCCUACCCGUGCGUGUGCAAGACAAGAACUAUACGGCGAUGCGCUUAAUGAAGGUAUGGGUGCUUGUUGUUUGUGCAGGAGUCUGAUCCCGGGCAGCAAGAUAGCCCGGGCUGUGGAGAGGAGGAAGCUCCGCAUGUGCGAUGUGGCUCCCCCGCCGGGCAUCACCCCGCCGCUGGAGGCGCAGGCGGCUGCCCUGGUGGGCCGUGCUCUGGUUGAGCUCAUGAGCGAGCACUAUCUCGGGGACCCACAUGAGAUGGAAAUUGAGAUCAUCGCCUUCUCGGGAGGCAGCACGGGGACACUCAAGGUGAGUGCGAUUGGUGCAGAGACAUUGAUGUCUAUCCGCGAAUCAAGAGCCCGGUAUGUCAUUGGCCCUUCUAUUGGUGCAGUCGUUGUAUGACGACGAGAGUGACUUUACUCUGCCCUGGUUUGCUCGUGGAUCUCCCAUGACCGUCAACGAAGAGACCAUAUCACGAACCAUGGUAAACUCCAGCCCCGGAAGACCCCUCUUGUCUUUCAUGUGCUGUUGUACAUUCAGGCGUUCGACACCAGCUGCAACGCGGCUACAUGGCGCUACAUCGUCUCGGUCUCGGCGCUCUCACGUAAGCCGAACAGGGGCCGGAGAGUCAUGUCUCGUAUUUCCGAUUUCGUCAUGAUAUUCUGAUGUCUGCCCCAGCAUGGCGAGACUUCAAUGACUUGCUGGAGGCAAAGGGCGACCUCCGAAUGGCCACGUCGGUGCUGGGUGAGAGAUAGCAGACAAAGCGGGAUGGAUGGAUGGAUGGCUCUCUGAUCUGCGUCCCUGUUUCUAAGGUCGAGCGGGUGUCAUGGAGACGGCAUUUCCCGACGCCCAGAUCAUCUUCGAACGCACGUUGGGGCUCGACGCCAUCUUUGUCCAAUGGCUGGCAGGCAACUUCACAGGCAUACUAGGUGAAUGAGCAUAUUCUCCACUGUCGCCUAAUGAAUGAGCAUAUUCUCCACUUGUGUGGUGUACUGUGUUGCAGCUGACAAGUCGCAGCUGAAUGCGGGGACGGGGAUUCCUCGGUGAGGGAAGGAGGGACAUAAGAAGCACACACCAAUGCCAGUGGGCUUUCUUAUGUUCGUGCAGGGGCUUUUUGGAUUUGUUGUUUGUUGAGGUGGAGACGGGUGUGGCCGAGCAGCUGUGUGCCUACUUCCCCCCGCCCGCCUGGCUGUGCUUCGACCAGUCGCUCAACACGACGGUGUUUGAACAGUAGAGCCGAAGGGCAAGCGCUUGAUCGAUGGACAACACUGUUGUACACGUACCCACGGUUUAUAAAUGCAUGAACGUGGAACGAUGCACGAAUACGUGGAUGGAUCAGUCAAUGAGACAUGAACACAUGGCCUACAUCCAUCAUGGAGUGUGUGAA
This is a messenger RNA of Vitrella brassicaformis, 1798 nucleotides long. Lineage: Eukaryota; Vitrellaceae. The record is from the annotation of a GenBank genome assembly.